Messenger RNA from Linum tenue, 968 nucleotides. The record is from the annotation of a GenBank genome assembly. Lineage: Eukaryota; Viridiplantae; Streptophyta; Magnoliopsida; Malpighiales; Linaceae.
CUAAUUAGAUUCAAUUAUUUCGAUUUUUUUCAUUCUCUGGUCUUCCGCUUUCUCUGUCUCUCUUUGUGUAUCUGUCUCACUGAAUGUGUUGAGCCCGCGAUCUCCUUCUCUUCCGUACCAUCACCGAUUGCGAUCUUCACCGCCGAUCACACUUCCAGUCCUCUAUUUCGUCGGCAGAAGACAUUCAGAUGGUAAAGAUCAAAUUGCCAGAUAUUAGUAGCUGCAGUGCCAUUAGAAUUAUGAAAGCUCGCCUUGUCGGUGCCACAAGAGGUCAUGCUCUUCUCAAGAAGAAGAGUGAUGCUCUAACCGUGCAGUUCCGGGCAAUACUCAAGAAUAUUGUAUCAACGAAAGAGUCAAUGGGAGACAUCAUGAAGAACUCCUCAUUUGCCCUAACUGAGGCAAAAUAUGUUGCAGGGGAGAAUAUCAAGCAUGUCGUCUUGGAGAGCGUCCAAACUGCAUCUGUUAAAGUCCGAUCACGCCAAGACAAUGUUGCUGGAGUGAAGCUGCCCAAGUUUGAGUAUUUCUCCGAGGGGGAUACCAAGAGCAAUGACCUAACCGGUUUGGCCAGAGGCGGGCAGCAGGUGCAGAAGUGCCGUGGUGCUUAUGUGAAAGCAAUUGAGGUUCUUGUUGAGCUUGCUUCGCUCCAGACAUCGUUCUUGACGCUCGAUGAGGCAAUCAAGACCACAAAUAGAAGGGUGAAUGCAUUGGAGAAUGUUGUGAAGCCAAGGAUUGAGAACACAAUCACUUACAUCAAGGGGGAGUUGGACGAGCUUGAGAGAGAAGAUUUCUUCAGGCUGAAGAAGAUACAAGGUUAUAAGAAGAGAGAGAUUGAGAGGCAGAGAGCUUCUGCGAUAGGGUUUGCUGAGGAUCAGAUUGCUGAGAAGCUGUCCUUGAGUAAAGGCAUUUCGAUGGCUUCGGCGCAGAAUAUGUUGGCUGCGGGCGCAAAGGAUGAGGAUAUAAUCUUUUGA